Messenger RNA from Magallana angulata, 2179 nucleotides. Its product is annotated as monocarboxylate transporter 13-like. The transcript has 6 exons. Lineage: Eukaryota; Metazoa; Mollusca; Bivalvia; Ostreida; Ostreidae. Gene Ontology annotation, biological process: monocarboxylic acid transport; transmembrane transport. Gene Ontology annotation, molecular function: monocarboxylic acid transmembrane transporter activity. The record is from RefSeq and is a predicted model, not a curated record. Bases 325 to 1875 code for a protein of 516 amino acids.
CCAUCUAUCUAGGCUACAUACGAUUUAUGUCUUAAUCAAAUACAUGACAUACUUUAAGGCUGCAAAAGUCAGGUACGAAAUAUGGAAGUUACGAUGUUCUGAUGUUACCUUUUGCUGCCAAUGACCUUCAAAAUUCAAUCAACGCGCAAAUUUCCAGAUAACAGAUCUCGACGUUGUUAUCUAUGCAAAUAUAGCGGCCAGUAAUAGCACUCAAUCUAAACAACGACAACAUGCAAAUACAUGGAGGCAGCUAGAACUAAGACAAGGACAUUUUCUUCUUAUACAACUUGACGAAUUACAAGUAUAAACUUAGUCCAACCAGCAAUGGACGAAGAAAACAUUGGAAAUCCCGUGGAUACAGGAUGGUCAUGGGUCAUCCUGUUUGCUUCUGCAUCGAUAUCGUUCUUACAUAUCGGAUCUCUCAAAGCCUUUGGACUGUUUUUUGUUGAAUUUCUAGAGAUGUUUGACGCAAGCGUAUCUGUAACAUCACUUAUAGUUUCCAUCCAAAACGUGUUCUACGCUUUAAUCGCUUUGCCUGUACUGUCCAUAGGGAUACGAUUUUUAUCCUCAAGAAGCCUCUGUUUCAUUGGUGCCAUUCUGUGUACAUCAGCCUACGCUAUGAGUGUGUUCGCAAUGAACGUUGAAUUCUUGAUAUUCACUCUCAGCGUAGUAUUCGGUUGUGGUUCGGGAUUUUUAUUUCCACCGACACUUGUGAUUCUUGGUCGGUAUUUUCGAAAGAGGAGGGGACUUGCAAAUGGACUUUCAAUGGCAAGUGCUUGUCUUGGAAGUUUAGCCUAUCCUUUGUUUAUACGAUUUUGCAUGGACGAAUAUGGAGUUCGUGGAGCCCUUCUUUUAAUUUCUGGAAUUUACAUGCAUAUUUUCAUUGCAGUUUGUUUAUUGACUCCUCCAGAGCAAUAUCGUCCUAAAACCAAAGGCAAAUUACAGGAAAAAGAAAAUCUUUUGAAUCCAUUGGUUGUCGAUACUUCAGUGAACGACAGUUCACUCUCAUCUUCACUUCCAAAUAUUCGUGUUCCUCGAGAACCUGUGAGAAAGAGAAGAACUAUGACAAUCUCAGAGGAUAUAAAUCCAUCGAAUUCCAAUGAUCGCAGAACUCUCAACUUUUCCAAAUAUCUCAGCAACAUUAGUCUUAUGUCAAUAUCAACAGUUGACAUAAGCUUGCAAAAGUCAAACAAUGUCAAGAAGAAGGAUAUGAAGUGGUACGAACAUGUUAAGAACAUGGAUUUUUCUGUUCUUAAACAAACAGAAUUUAUAUUAUUUUUGGUUAGUUUUUGUUUCUCAGCUGUUCCUGCCAUUUUUAAUGUAUUCUUGCCAGCUUUUGCGCGAGAGAGAGGCAUAACAGACAACCAAAUCUUAAUUUUAGUUUGUAUUAUAGGUUUCAUGGAUUUUCUUGGUAGGGUUGUUUCUGGAUUUCUAUCAGACAAUCCUCGAAUUCGAACUUCCCAUAUCAUUGUCGUUCCAAUGUUUGCUAUUGGAACCAUUUCACAAUUUGCGCGCUUUCUGAAUUCGUUUAGCACGUUUAGUGCAUUUGUUAUUAUAUAUGGAUUUUUUGCCGGAACACCGUUUGCACUCUUUUCAGCAAUGACGUCCAAAAUAGUAGGAAUCGAAAAGUUUCCCACUGCCUAUGCAUUUCUUAUUUUAGCCCAAACAUGUACCUUUGCGACAGUCAUACCACUGUCAGGAUAUCUGAGGGAUGUUACGGGAAAUUACAAUGCUGCGUGCCACUUUAUUGGAACAAAUGCCUUUCUGUCCGUGAUUUUGUUUUUGUUUGAACCUUUUGCGCAGAGGAUUGACCAAAAAAGAAAACUUAAUGUUCAGACCAUUAUUGUGAACAAUGGUGAUAGUGCAAAACAUUGAGAAGAAUCGUGUAUAAAACAGAAAAUGCUUUGUAAUAAUGUAAUGUUAAUUAUGAUAUUUGCUUUGUAAUAAUGUAAUGUUAAUUAUGCUAUUUAAUAGUUAGAACAUAAAUUUGUAAACAACAAUUUUUUGUGUCAAAACAUAUAUACAGAUACAUCAUGUAGUGGUUUACUUUCUUAUGUCAUCGCUUGCACUUUCAUGUGACAAUAAAGGAAAUUACUUUAAAAUGUUAAAAAGGAAUUCACUAUUAAAGAUAGUUAUAAAAUGAAAUUUGUGGGUUUUUUUCUAUUUUAAAUGCAUCCGA